This is a messenger RNA of Pistacia vera, 822 nucleotides long. RefSeq names its product UPF0664 stress-induced protein C29B12.11c. The coding region runs from base 74 to 688 and encodes 204 amino acids. Gene Ontology annotation, biological process: positive regulation of DNA-templated transcription. The record is from RefSeq and is a predicted model, not a curated record. The transcript has 5 exons. Gene Ontology annotation, molecular function: transcription coactivator activity; chromatin DNA binding. Gene Ontology annotation, cellular component: nucleus. Lineage: Eukaryota; Viridiplantae; Streptophyta; Magnoliopsida; Sapindales; Anacardiaceae.
AUACGCGUUUGCUUGGUUUUAUAGUUAAUCAUAUUUAGUCGCACUAGGUCAUCAAAUUUUCUGUUUUGGAUCCAUGGCUCUCAAUCCUCAACUUUUUCCCCAUGGGAUGCCAGUGCCCUUCGUCAAUGAGCUAUUCGUGCUUGCCAGAGAUGGCGUGGAGUUUAAUGUCGAUAAGAUUCCUGGAGCUCAUGGGGGCAACGUAAAAGCGAAGGGGACAAUUUACUUGUCAAAUAUUCGCAUGGUCUUUGUUGCUAGCAAACCUGUUGGAAACUUUUUUGCCUUUGAUAUGCCCCUGCUCUACGUCCAUGGUGAGAAAUUUAACCAGCCAAUAUUUCAGUGCAACAAUAUUUCUGGUCUUGUGGAGCCUGUGGUCCCAGAAAAUGAGCAUAGGGCUCUAUACUCCACCCAUUCUUUCAAGAUUUUGUUUAAGGAAGGGGGUUGUGGUACCUUCAUUCCGCUUUUUUUCAACUUGAUUUCAUCAGUUAGACAGUAUAAUCAACAAACAAAUAUGCCAGCAGAACCUCGUGUAGAUCCUUUACAAGCAUCACAAACUCCAGUUGAUGAAAUGAUGAGACAUGCAUAUGUUGAUCCGAAUGAUCCAACAAGAAUCUUCUUGCAGCAGCCCACUCCAGAUUCUCAACUCAGACGUCGCACCUAUCAGUCCCGCCCUGCUGAAAACUCCAUCUGAUUUUAAUCUUAACAGUUGAAGAAUGUGAUACUUUUUGCCAUUGUACGUUGUGUAGUUUGAGUACAUAAUAAACAUACUUAUUUGGGUGUUGUAUUGCAAUAAAUAUCUGCUUUUAAGUAAGCUCCUAUUUUUCC